Gadus chalcogrammus (walleye pollock) is the source of this 912-nucleotide messenger RNA. RefSeq names its product regulator of cell cycle RGCC-like. Gene Ontology annotation, biological process: regulation of cell cycle. The transcript has 5 exons. The coding region runs from base 433 to 786 and encodes 117 amino acids. The record is from RefSeq and is a predicted model, not a curated record. NCBI's taxonomy places the organism in Eukaryota, Metazoa, Chordata, Actinopteri, Gadiformes, Gadidae.
AGGGGUUUCAUGACAUGACGCUUCCAUCAAACUUUGCACUAAAUACUUUAUAGGCUACAGGAGAGCUUAGGCUAUAAUGAGCGGUUUUUAAGUUUUUUUUAAAAGAACAUGCAAAUGACGACGUAAACGUUUUCGAAAAUGAAGCCAAAUUCUGUUGGCGGGGAAAAUGUGCGGUCACCGUCUGGUGGUGAUGAUUCCACUUCGUUGUGCAUCAAACUCUGAUUCCAUUACGUUUUCACAUGGGGCCUCCUACAGUAGACUACUUUCACCUCGCAUACGGAAUAUUCCGCUGACGGCAGAUAGCUCUGAUGAUCACUGCUUCUCCCUGCGAGCGACCCCUCACUCCAACCAUCAGAGAGCAGAGGAAAGUCAGCCACCUCCACUUGAACUCUGAAGAGCCGCUGCGUUGUUAUUCACUUCACAUUGUGGAGCAUGGCAACGACAAUCACCACAGACCCGGGGACGGACCUGGAAGAUGUGCUUCGUGAGUUUGACGACGUGGUGGAGGAACUCAAAGCGCCUUGCAGAAGCAGCUCUGGUGCGACCCAACAUCUCCUUGAAGAGGGGAUACGCGGCGCGUCGAGCGACUAUUACAGCAUUAGUGGCGAUAGUGGCGUCGAGGACUCGGAUUACUGCAGCGAAGCUUCUCUGGGUAACAGUUUGAACACCAGCCAAGAGGAGCUCCGCCCAGCGGGCAUCUCGCUGACAGCUAAAGCGCGGCUGGGAGACACGGUGGAUCUUCAGAGCUUCAUCGACAGCUUGGACCGGGAGCUCUCUGAGAUGUGAACGGAGAGGGGAACACAGCAGAGAGAGAGAGGGAGAGAGAGAGAGAGAGAUGGAGAGAGAGAGAGAGAGAGGUGAGAAGAGGAGGGCAUUGGGUAACACAAGCGUAGCCCCACAAUAUCUAAACAG